Molecule: messenger RNA, 963 nt
Organism: Saccostrea echinata
Lineage: Eukaryota; Metazoa; Mollusca; Bivalvia; Ostreida; Ostreidae
Product: glutamic acid-rich protein-like
Exons: 3
Coding region: 1-963 (320 amino acids)
Source: RefSeq, a predicted model, not a curated record
AUGGGAGAAAGGAAGCAAAACACAAAACUUAUAGAAAGGAGGCAAAACACAGAACUUACAGAAAGGAGACAAAAACAGAACUUACAGAAAGGAGACAAAAACAGAACUGACAGAAAGGAGACAAAACACAGAACUUAUAGAAAGGAGACAAAACACAAAACUUAUAGAAAGGAGACAAAAAGGAGACAAAACACAGAACUGACAGAAAGGAGACAAAACACAGAACUGACAGAAAGGAGACAAAACACAAAACUUAUAGAAAGGAGACAAAACACAGAACUGACAGAAAGGAGACAAAACACAGAACUUAUAGAAAGGAGACAAAACACAGAACUGAUAGAAAGGAGACAAAACACAGAACUGACAGAAAGGAGACAAAACACAAAACUUAUAGAAAGGAGACUAAACACAGAACUGACAGAAAGGAGACAAAACACAGAACUUAUAGAAAGGAGACAAAACACAGAACUGACAGAAAGGAGGCAAAACACAAAACUUAUAGAAAGGAGACAAAACACAAAACUUAUAGAAAGGAGGCAAAACACAGAACUUACAGAAAGGAGACAAAACACAGAACUGACAGAAAGGAGGCAAAAUACAAAACUUAUAGAAAGGAGACAAAACACAAAACUUAUAGAAAGGAGGCAAAACACAGAACUUACAGAAAGGAGACAAAACACAGAACUUAUAGAAAGGAGGCAAAACACAAAACUUAUAGAAAGGAAGCAAAACACAGUAUUUACAGAAAAGAGGCAAAAUACAGAAUUUACAGAAAGCAAUGUACAGAAAACAAAUAUAACACAGAAAUUACGGAGAAAAAAGCAGAGCACAGAAUUUAAAAAAAAAAACGAAAGCACAAAAUUUACAGAUAACAAACACAGGGAUUGCAAAAAACAAACAUUUUUAGGGAAGAAGUUACAGAAAGAUGGUUUAGCACAGGGGUUACUAAAAUCAAAAGGUUAA